AUGCAUUCAGCAGCUCAAGUUGAAAAAUGACUUCUGAUUUUAAAGAUUAUUGGAUGAACUGGUAUUGCUAUUACAACAGUUCUAGCUGCUCUAUGCUUAUUCUCCCCCUCCUUAUCUAGCAAAAUAUUUUGUUCGCUCACGGAGGGGGGUUAAUUUAUUUUUUUUUAAAAAAUUUAUGUAUAAAUCUUAUAGAUCCAAUUUUUAAAAAUUUGAGGAGUGAAAAUUAAUUUAACUUUCAAAAUUUAUGUUUAAAUGUAAUGUGUUUAAAAUUAAAGAGAAUUAAAAUAAUUAUUGCUUAUAUAUCAAUUUUUUUUUAAAAAAUUUUGCUAUAUUAAAAAGUUUUUCGUUCGCUCACGGAGGGUGGGCUUUGGGCAAAAAAUAGGGAUUUUUCCAAUGGUUUUGUUCGCUCACAGAGGGGGAGCUAGAAGAAGUCAUUUCAAUAUGAUGGAGUAUCAUAAUACUCCCUUUGCUGAUUCCUCUCAUACUCUUGCCUAUCUGCCUGAGUCUCAGCUUUGCUUAUGCUUCUCCACUUAUGAACCCAACUUCUGAAUGGAUAAUCAUGCUUCUAGUCUAUAAUGGAACAGCUUCGUGUGCAGUCUUUAUUAUUUUAUCAGCAUUUUUACUAGAUGAAUUUGUUGAUACUCUCUGAACAGUUGUUUUCAUACCAUUAUGAUAUUUAUUAUUUAUCUAUUUAGCCUUUUGUAUUUAUAUUUGUCCAGGUCUAACUCAUAAAGAUGUGAAUAUGAAAGUAGAAGCAUUCUUAUUAUUUGGAUAUUUUUGCGGGGCUUUUGGGUCGGCGGUUUUAUUCUUAUUAUAUGCUGAUGAAUGGGAUUAUGAAAACUUCUAUUUUGUUUUCAUUCCGAUUUGGGUGGUGUGUGGAGUGCACUUGGUAGCGUAUUUUAAUAAAAACCAAGGUUUAAGUAAUAAAACUGAGCUGGCGAUUUUAUCGUUUUUGAUUGCAUUUACAGUUUUAAUAACGAUGUGUGUUGAGAUAUCAGAAAUUCCUCCGUCGGUCGCGAUGAUUCCUUUAUUCCUGUUAGAAAUUGGAUUGUUGAUAUACGAAAUAUUGAGUAUUUGGGGAAGCCAUGGGUAUUCAGCACUGGAGUAA
This is a messenger RNA of Blepharisma stoltei, 1108 nucleotides long. NCBI's taxonomy places the organism in Eukaryota, Ciliophora, Heterotrichea, Heterotrichida, Blepharismidae. The record is from the annotation of a GenBank genome assembly.